AUGAGAAGCAUACUCUCCACCUCUGUUACUUUCUGGGUGCUUUGCGCCUCUGUAACAUCCGCCAACCCAACCCCGAAUUCGUGGCAGUUUGAGGCGUCGAUCAAGAAAGCAAAUCUAUUACAUGAUCUCGCCAAAUUCAAUCAUAUAGCGGCUCAACACGGUCGCAAUCGUGCUCCUAAUUCCCCCGGUUUUGAUGCUUCUGUCAAUUGGGUUAGGUUCCGAGUGCAAAGCUACGCGAAGUUCAGCUACUUAGCUGAGAACUAUCAGACUAAGGCAGAUCUAGUUGAUUUCAAGCGCUUGAAGAUAAAUCAUAGAACUGUUGCACCUAUCGAGGUCGGGGUGUUGCUAGGCGGCGAGGAAAAUGCGCCGCAGACAGUUCAGGGACAUGUCGUGAGGCUCGAAAGAGGCGGCCCGGACUUCUGCAAUAACCCUAACUGGAUUUCAAAUGUCGAUGUUGAAGGAAAGGUUCUACUUUAUCGACUUGCAGACUGUCACUCUGGAGCCAUUGGUGGAACUUUCACGCAGGUUCCCUUCACUGGAACUCCAGCUGCUCUAUUGUUCUACAGGGACAAUUGGAGACCUGAUAAUGUUGUUAAGAGGGAUCUAGAUCUACCUAGUCUCGCGGAGUUAUCUAAACUCGUCAAAAGACAAAGCGGUGAAAGUGCGCUUUGGGCAAUCAUUAGCAAAAACGAAGCUCAAAAGAUACACAAGGAUCUCAACAAGAAUAGGCCAGUCACAGCAAACCUCAAAGUUGUCAACUAUCGUUACGACGAUGUAACCAGGAAAAAUGUUAUAAUCGAAACUAAGGGCGGUAAUUCCAACAAAGUGAUUGUGCUUGGCGCUCGUCUUGAUAGCGCCCCUUUCAACUCUGGGAUCAACGAUAACGCUAGUGGCGUCUCUCUUUUGCUUGCACUCAUUGAUGCUAUUCAAGCCGGAAAAUUCGUCCCAAAAAACAAAAUUCGGUUUGUCUUCUGGGGUACCGGCGGCUCAGCAGCCUAUGCUACUGGACGCACAGUCGUCGAAGCGGCACGAAUUAAAGCCUACCUAAACUUUCAUUCAGUCAGCCGGGGAGCCUUCGGUGUUUACGACGGUGAUGGCAGCCGAUAUAACGAGGCGGGCCCUACCGGUUCUAGCGCUAUCGAAACUCUCUUCACCAACUAUUUUACUAGCAAGGGAAUUACCUCUAAGCCUGCUCGUUUGGAAGGCGAUCUCUUGAGCUUUGCAACGGGAUCAAGCGUUGAGAAGCCCGUCGGCGGUCUGUUCGGCGGGGACUCGGUAGUUCAUGACCCAUGUUGGGGCCAACCUUGGCCUUGCGACAGCCUCUCUAAUGCAAACUUGAACUAUCUGGAGAUCAACGCUAAGGCUGCUGCUCAUGUCCUCUAUGCGCUCGACCAGAGCACUUAA
Molecule: messenger RNA, 1404 nt
Organism: Orbilia oligospora ATCC 24927
Lineage: Eukaryota; Fungi; Ascomycota; Orbiliomycetes; Orbiliales; Orbiliaceae
Exons: 2
Coding region: 1-1404 (467 amino acids)
Biological process (GO): proteolysis
Molecular function (GO): metalloexopeptidase activity
Source: RefSeq, a predicted model, not a curated record